Molecule: messenger RNA, 543 nt
Organism: Kockovaella imperatae
Lineage: Eukaryota; Fungi; Basidiomycota; Tremellomycetes; Tremellales; Cuniculitremaceae
Exons: 1
Coding region: 113-406 (97 amino acids)
Source: RefSeq, a predicted model, not a curated record
UUAUGGCUGAAGUCUAAAUCAUGACCCGGUCCGAAGCAGCCACAUCUCGCCCCUCAUCAGUCCAUGGUCGUUGGAUGUUUUCGACGGUCCUGGCGCGCUACAGGACUGUUGAAUGCUGUUUGUGGCGGUGUGUGGCUGUUACUUCACAUCCAUAUUGAUCAGUGUUCGUGGGCGGGUCAGGGGAGUCCUUGCCCUCAGAGCCCCCGACCCGUGUCUGACAAGCCUUGAUGUCCUGCCUCUCUCCGGUACCUCCGUUGAAAAUCGCCCAAAGACGUUGCGCAUAGAGACCUCGAGGAUAUGUGACUCGCUUGACCACGAUGCUCUUCUACACAUGACAUUUCAGCGCUUUCCUCGAACGAGAUGGCGUCCUUGCGGUAUCGAGAACGCAGCUCGGCUCAUACAGUAAUGUCUUAUAGGCAGUGACACCUAACGACCUGCCAUUACUUGGCCUCAGGCCGAAUGGACGUCCAGUCUCCACAGCUUCGUCAGGCAGGAAUAUCUCCACCCACCCAAGAGAAGUUGACGUUCCUUUUUGGUCCCUAC